CCUGAUCCACCGGGAGAGGCCGUCCCGGCACCUGAUCCACCGGGAUCCCGCUGCUCACCCCGGGAGAGGUUGUCCCGGCACCCGAUCCACCGGGAGAGGCUGUCACGGCACCUGAUCCAUCGAGAUCCCGUCUCCCAGCUCGGGAAGGGCUGUCCCAGUCAGUACCUGAUCCACUCACUGGAUCCCGCCGCACAGCCCGAGAGAGGUCCCAGCACCCGAUCCACCGGGAGAGGCUGUCCCGGCACCCGAUCCACCGGGAGAGGCUGUCCCGGCACCCGAUCCAUCGAGAUCCCGUCGCUCAGCCCGGGAGGGGCUGCCUGCCCCGUGAGCUGCUCCGCCCGGGUCGCAGCGGGACAGAUCCCGGCCAUGUUCGCGUUUUUGGUGGUGCUGUGUCAACUCCACGUGAUGAUGUUGGCGUUUCCUCACUGCCCUGGGAGAUUAAGUAACUUGAAGCAACCUGAAUGGAAAGAUGUGUUCACAUCUGCUAGGGAGGCCAAUUUAUUCAUUGGACGACAUCUUCUGAACAACAGAUUUGAUUUUGAAGCAUUCACAGCUGAUAAUCUGGAAAGGGAAUGCUAUGAAGAACUGUGCAAUUAUGAAGAAGCAAGAGAAAUUUUUGAAGACCCAGAUAAAACGAUGGAUUUUUGGAAAGACUAUUCAACUAAAGGUACUAAAAUAAAAAUAGGUGAUGAGACACUACAGAAGAUUAACGUCACGGGACUGCUCAUCAGCCUGGUUGCUGCUGGAGUGCUGCUGGUUACAAUUACACUGAUUAUCUUCUACUGCUGCAAGAGCAGAUGCAAAUCAAGGCAACCACCAGGGUACUUGGAUUACGUGAGAAGCAGAAGACGUAAUUCAGCCAACAUCUUCAGGAGGCACGAAGAGUUUUCUUUAAACCCCCUUCCUCUCCGAGCUGACGAUUCAGAACUACCCACUUAUGAGCAAGCAGUUAAUUCAGAUGGACUACACCAUGUGCCCCCACCCCCUUACCCAGGGCCCCCCAGAAAUGCACGAGUCUUUCAAAAGUCCAUGUCUCUUCCUGGCCCCUAGGCACAAACCUCCUGCUGGGGUCAGGGAGGGGAUCACUGGAACAUAACAUACUUUUGAAAAAGUGUGUGCUACCUUGCAUAUUGCAAGAUGAUUUAUAAAAAUGUGAAAGAUCUUUUGGACAACUAGGAACAAGUGAAGUUCCCAUUUGGGAAAAGAGGUCACCUGUUGGAAAGGCUGCAGGACUAUUCUCUGCACAAAGUCACUGUGCUAAGAGGAGAGAAUGCAUAAAGAGCAACUUCUUGUACUGCUGCCCUCUUCCAUAUGAGCCAUCCCAUCAAACUAUCGAUGUUUUAUUAAUAAUUUCAUCUUGUUUUUUCUUCAGAAA
Messenger RNA from Pseudopodoces humilis (Tibetan ground-tit), 1375 nucleotides. It is a transcript of the gene PRRG4, whose product is annotated as proline rich and Gla domain 4. Gene Ontology annotation, molecular function: calcium ion binding. The record is from RefSeq and is a predicted model, not a curated record. Gene Ontology annotation, cellular component: extracellular region; plasma membrane. NCBI's taxonomy places the organism in Eukaryota, Metazoa, Chordata, Aves, Passeriformes, Paridae.